Molecule: messenger RNA, 2091 nt
Organism: Gadus chalcogrammus (walleye pollock)
Lineage: Eukaryota; Metazoa; Chordata; Actinopteri; Gadiformes; Gadidae
Gene: sv2ba
Product: synaptic vesicle glycoprotein 2Ba
Exons: 12
Coding region: 1-2091 (696 amino acids)
Biological process (GO): chemical synaptic transmission; transmembrane transport
Cellular component (GO): membrane
Molecular function (GO): transmembrane transporter activity
Source: RefSeq, a predicted model, not a curated record
AUGGAGGACCCGUACCAGAACAACGUGACCCAGCCGCAGGGGGGCGACGGGGGCCAGUUCACCUACCCCCCCCCCCAGGAGGGCAGCGGGCCCGACGGCUACCCCUACCAGACGGACUUCCCCGCCAAGGACGAGGAGGACGCGGCCAGCGACGCCACGGAGGGCCACGACGAGGGCGAGCAGAUGUACGAGGGCGAGUACCAGGGCAUCCCCCACCCCGACGAGAUAAAGGAGGCGCGCCGCGCCGCCCGCAUGGAGGCCCGCCGGAAGGCGCGGCAGGAGGCGCAGCUCGAGGACGAUGACGACCUGCCCGACCAGUACGAGAACAUCAUGGAGGACUGCGGCCACGGGCGCUUCCAGUGGACGCUGUUCGCCGUGCUGGGGCUGGCGCUGAUGGCGGACGGCGUGGACAGCUACGUGGUGGGCUUCGUGCUGCCCAGCGCCGAGAAGGACAUGUGCAUCACCAACGCCGACAAGGGCAUGCUGGGUCUGCUGGUGUACGUUGCCAUGCUGGCCGGGGCGCUGGUGUGGGGGGGGCUGAGUGACAAGCUGGGCCGCAGGAAGGUCCUGAUCUACGUCCUCACCAUCGACAUCGUCUUCAGCUUCCUGUCCUGCUUUGCCCAGGGCUACGGCUUCUUCCUGUUCUUCAGGUUCUGCUCCGGCUUCGGGAUCGGAGGUUCCAUCCCCAUCGUGUACACCUACUUCGCAGAGUUCCUCCAGAUAGAGAAGCGAGGAGAACAUCUCAGCUGGCUCUGCAUGUUCUGGAUGCUGGGGGGGCUGUACGCGUCCUUCACCGCAUGGGGCAUCAUCCCCCACUACGGCUGGGGCUUCGCCAUCGGCACUGAGGUCCAGUUCCACGGCUGGAGGGCCUUCAUCCUGGUCUGUACCUUCCCCGCCAUCGCUGCCCUCGUGGGUGUGAUCUUCAUGCCAGAGAGCCCCCGCUUUCUACUGGAGAACGCCAGGCACGACGAGGCCUGGAUGAUCCUGAGGAACGUCCACGACACCAACUGGAAGGCGAAAGGGGAGCCAGAGAGAGUCUUCACUGUGACCAACAUCAAGACGCCCCAGACCCAGGAGGACGAGUUCAUUGAGAUCCAGAGCGAGACCGGUACCGCCUUCCAGCGCUGGACCGUCAGACACACCACCCUGCUCCAGCAGGUGAUGUCUAACGUCAUGUCGCUCUCGGCUGCAGAGUUCAGGUUGCAGGGUCUCUUCCUCGUUAUCGUCUGGUUCUGUCUGGCGUUCAGCUACCACGGGCUAGGCGUGUGGUUCCCAGACAUGAUCAAGUACAUGCAGUACGAGGAGUACGAGGCCAAGACGCGCGUGUUCCACAGGGAGCGUGUGGAACGCUUCCACUUCAACUUCUCUCUGGUCAACCAGAUCCACCGUGAGGGGGAGUACAUCCAUGACAAGUUUGAGGACAUCGAGAUGAGGUCGGUGAAGUUUGAGCACUCCCUGUUUGAGAACUGCUACUUUGAGGACAUCAAGUCCACCAACACCUACUUUGAGAACUGCACGCUGAAAAACACUGUGUUCUACAACACAGAUCUGUGGGAGGAGAAGUUCAAGGACUGCCGCAUGGAGAACACCACCUUCCUGCACCCCAAAAAGGGCUGCCAUCUCAACUUCCAGGAGGAGAACGACAUCGUCAUCUACCUCGUCAGCUUCCUGGGCAGCCUCGCAGUGUUGCCUGGCAACAUCAUCUCGGCGCUCUUCAUGGAUAAGAUAGGAAGGAUCAAAAUCAUAGGCGGCUCCAUGCUGGGCUCGGCGGCCUGCAGCUUCCUGCUGCUGCUGAGCUUCAGCCAGGGGGCGGUAAUCUGCUGGCAGUGCCUCUUCUACGCCGUCAGCGUGGCCGCCUGGAACGGCCUGCAGGUCAUCUCCGUGGAGGUCUACCCCACCGCCAAACGAGCGACGGCGUUCGGCAUCCUGAACGCCGUGUGCAAGUUUGCCGCCAUCAUCGGCAGCUUCAUCUUCGCCUCCUUCAUCGGCAUCACCAGGAUCGUCCCAAUCUUCCUGGCCAUCGCCGCGCUCGUGUGUGGCGGCCUGCUGGCGCUCAAGCUGCCCGAGACGCGCGAGAAGGUGCUGUCCUAA